CGGGCUCGGGUUUCCUUUGACUCGGUAUUUAAAUUGAGCUGCAGAACCUGAGCUGCUGCUACAUCCAGCUCUGCACUGUCAUAGAAAUUGCUUUCCUUUUUCGAGGACAUAUUUGGACAUUUAUGCUGUCACGCUAUGAUGAUCGUUUAGAGGACAAGUUUGUUGUUCCGGGGAUCAGCAGGACAAUAAGGGUGUUGCGCUCUGAUAGCAGCUCGGUGCAUCCUUUUGGAGGAAGCCUCCUCUCGAUUUUGGGCGGAUCUGGACAGCGCUAGAGACUGGCCAGCUGAUCACAAAAGAGCUUUUUAAAGUUUUUGCGACUGGAAGAAAGUCACUCUCCAUCGGCGAGGAUGUUCAGCUGGCUCGGAACAGAUGACAGGAGGAAGAAGGAGCCAGAAGUCUUCCAGACAGUCAGCGAUGGACUGAAAAAGCUCUACAAAACUAAACUGCUACCACUGGAGGAGAGCUACAAGUUCCAUGAGUUUCACUCUCCGGCUCUGGAAGAUGCUGACUUUGACAACAAGCCCAUGGUCUUGUUGGUGGGGCAGUACUCCACUGGCAAGACCAGCUUCAUACGCUACCUGUUGGAGCAGGAUUUUCCAGGUAUGCGGAUCGGCCCCGAACCCACCACAGAUUCCUUCAUAGCGGUGAUGCACGGUGACACUGAAGGAGUGGUGCCCGGCAAUGCCCUCGUGGUUGACCCCAAGAAGCCCUUCAGGAAACUCAAUGCUUUUGGAAACGCAUUCCUGAACAGGUUUGUUUGUGCCCAGCUGCCUAACCCAGUGCUGGAGAGCAUCAGCGUGAUAGACACUCCGGGUAUCCUCUCCGGGGAGAAACAGAGGAUCAGUCGAGGCUACGACUUUGCCGCAGUCUUGGAGUGGUUCGCUGAGCGCGUGGACCGGAUCAUCCUGCUCUUUGAUGCCCACAAACUGGACAUUUCCGAUGAGUUCUCGGAGGUGAUAAAAGCCCUGAAGAACCAUGAAGACAAGAUCAGGGUGGUGCUGAACAAGGCUGACCAGAUUGAAACACAGCAGCUGAUGAGAGUCUACGGAGCCUUGAUGUGGUCUCUUGGGAAGAUCGUCAACACUCCCGAGGUGAUCCGCGUCUACAUCGGCUCCUUCUGGUCGCACCCUCUGUUGAUUCCUGACAACAGGAAGCUGUUCGAGGCCGAGGAGCAGGACUUAUUCAAAGAUAUUCAGUCCUUACCUCGCAACGCAGCUCUGCGGAAACUCAACGAUCUGAUCAAGCGGGCGAGGCUUGCUAAGGUCCACGCCUACAUCAUCAGCUCGCUGAAGAAAGAGAUGCCUUCUGUGUUUGGGAAGGAGAACAAGAAGAAGGAACUGAUCGGCACUUUGGGGGAUAUCUACAAGCGGAUCGAGAGGGAACAUCAGAUAUCCCCUGGCGACUUCCCAAACCUGAAGAAGAUGCAGGACCUACUCCAAUCUCAGGAUCUCACCAAGUUCCAGCCUCUCAAGCCCAAACUCCUGGAAGCGGUGGAUGACAUGCUGGCCAACGACAUCGCCAGCUUGAUGGUUCUGGUUCGCCAAGAAGAAACGCAGCGACCCAACGCGGUGGUCAAGGGCGGCGCCUUCGACGGGACGCUGAACGGCCCUUUCGGUCACGGCUACGGCGAAGGCGCAGGCGAGGGCAUCGACGAGGCGGAGUGGGUGGUGGCGCGCGACAAACCCGCCUACGAUGAGAUUUUCUACACGCUCUCGCCGGUCAACGGGAAGGUGACCGGAGCAAAUGCCAAGAGGGAGAUGGUGAAGUCAAAGCUUCCCAACACGGUGCUGGGAAAGAUCUGGAAGCUGGCGGACAUUGACAAGGACGGGAUGCUGGAUGAUGAGGAGUUUGCCUUGGCAAAUCACCUUAUCAAAGUCAAACUGGAGGGACAUGAACUCCCGUCGGACCUGCCAGCGCACCUGCUGCCUCCAUCCAAGAGGAAAGUCAUCGAGUAAACGCUCGCUCAGGUUCUGCUUUUGAAGUCUCCGUUUGAAAAGUAAGCGCAGUCGUAACAUCCAUGGAAAGAAUGUCGCUGGAGUGUUUCCCGCUUAAAGCUUUUUGGAAUUAUUUCCCUUCCAUAACGUGUGUUGGAAUAAAGCAGCCAGAAAUACUCAAACGCGCCUCUUAACAAGUGGCUUUCUGUAGCAGCGUUUGUAACUCAUGAAAACAGAUCCAGAGAUGCAAAACAUUAUCCACAAAUAUAUAUAUAGAUAUGCAGUUUUAAUCUGAGAAAUAAGUGUUUUGAAUGGAUUUAAAGGACAUUUUUAGAGCAGAGUAAACCCUUAUGACGUCCAAGAAAUGCAUAAAAUUGCAAAAAAAAUCAGCCAUAAUGUGAUUUAGAAAUACAUAUUUUGCUUGAAUAACAAGAAGCACAUUCAGGCACUAAAUUGGAAAGUUGUUAGUAUGUUUAAUAUAGGGUUAGAAAGUUAAAAAAAAAGAAAACUAUGAGCUGAGCGGGUUCAGAUUUAAAAAUCCUUCACAUAAAGGUGACAGGAAAAUAUACUACUAGUAUUCUUAAGCACAAACUGUACUUGUGUUAUAUAAACAUAUUUACUUAUUGUCGCGCAUCUCACAGAGUAUGUUUCAGAUCAUUCUAAGACCAUUUAUGAAAUGUCUAUUAGCGCAACACGCCAGUGUCUGCUGUAUAGAAACAUCACUUUUCAUUCAGUUUGGUGUCACAUAUGAUGGGGUUGUCUUCUCUGUGUGCAUGUACAUAUAUAUGACAUCAGAACAUACUCACGCACCUGUGAUUCACACUCUUGAUGUGUCGUUUCAUCGCGUCUCAAACACUGAAUUCUGUUAAGUAUUUUGUGAAUGUGUGUUGAUACGGUGGGGACAGUGUAGUGUGUGAAGUCAGUACCUGCUCUGUCACCACAGGAUUCAGACCAAGAGGAUAAUAAAGAUGAAUUCAACUGG
This is a messenger RNA of Synchiropus splendidus (mandarinfish), 2916 nucleotides long. It is a transcript of the gene ehd3, whose product is annotated as EH-domain containing 3. The transcript is spliced from 9 exons. Gene Ontology annotation, molecular function: GTP binding; protein binding; calcium ion binding. The record is from RefSeq and is a predicted model, not a curated record. Gene Ontology annotation, biological process: endocytosis; endosomal transport. NCBI's taxonomy places the organism in Eukaryota, Metazoa, Chordata, Actinopteri, Syngnathiformes, Callionymidae. Gene Ontology annotation, cellular component: cytoplasm; plasma membrane. Bases 348 to 1955 code for a protein of 535 amino acids.